Molecule: messenger RNA, 1842 nt
Organism: Spodoptera exigua (beet armyworm)
Lineage: Eukaryota; Metazoa; Arthropoda; Insecta; Lepidoptera; Noctuidae
Source: the annotation of a GenBank genome assembly
CUGUGAACCUGCGCGUAAUACACUCCUGCGCACUCCGCUGUGACAACUACUUCGCGUCGAUACUCGUUCCGGAAAAUGGAGAACAAUACAACGACAAAGAAAGUCAACAUUAGCCACAUCAGUGGCAAUGCGGUCUCCUACAACCAGGAUGACAAUAGUGUAGCUGAUGGCUACGGUAUGUUCCAGUCCAGGGAACAGAUCAUCUCCGAUUCCAAGGGUCAGUUGGAGAUGGAGAAUGGAAAGGCCUUGAACAGUCAACACAAUGAUGGACAUCAUCAUGUUACGCACCCAACUUCAUAUGCCGAUACGAUGCUGCAUCUGUUCCGUGGUAACAUUGGUACGGGUCUCCUGGCCAUGGGAGAUGCCUUUAGGAAUGGAGGGAUCGUCUUCUCGCCCAUUGUCACCGCACUGCUUGGCAUCAUCUGCGUACAUGCGCAACAUUUACUGCUCAACUGUUCAGAGGAAAUGCAUCGUCAGUCGAAGCGGGACCGUCCGCCAGGAUUUGCUGAUACAGUUUACCUGGUGUUUGCCAGUGGCCCUCUGAAGUACCGAGGACUGGCAGCCUUUAUGAAGGUGAUGGUCAACGGGUUCCUCUGCAUCACGCAGCUCGGGUUCUGCUGUGUUUACAUCGUCUUUAUUGCGAAUAACGUGAAAAUGAUUUGCGACCAGUACAGCAUUCAUAUUGACUUAUCGAUUCACAUGAUAUUUGUGGUGGUGCCGGUACUUCUGGCUUGCAUGGUGCGGAACCUGAAGUACUUGACUCCAUUCUCCACCAUAGCCAACAUUAUGAUGGCUACGGGGGUCGCCGUUGUGAUCUACGAAGCCACCCAGGAGUUGCCGGCCGUGGAGACCAGGGAAUACAUAGGAUCAUGGCAACAACUACCUCUCUACUUCGGAACAGCUAUUUAUGCUUUUGAGGGAAUCGGACUGGUUUUACCCCUCAAGAAUGAAAUGCGCAACCCGGAGAAAUUCCAAAAGCCAUUGGGCGUGCUGAACGUCGGCAUGGUAGUGGUGGGCAGCAUCUUCAUAACUGUGGGCUUCCUAGGCUAUCUGAAGUGGGGAGAUGACGUGCUUGGAAGCUUGACCCUGAACUUGCAGCCAGGCAGAGUGCUCAGCAACGUGGUCCAGGCUUUGAUCGCACUAUCGAUUCUGUUUACGUACCCGCUGCAGUUCUAUGUACCUGUUGCUAUCACUUGGCCGACCAUACAGAAGAAGUUCGCUGCAACAAACCCCAUUGCUAAGGAGCUGGGUUACAGAGCUCUGCUGGUACUCCUUACUUUUGUUCUAGCAGAAUCGAUUCCAGAGCUCGGUCUGUUCAUCUCACUGGUGGGAGCCGUGAGCAGCACAGCCUUGGCCCUGAUGUUCCCGCCCCUCAUCGAGCUCGUGUCCACAUCACAGAAGCCUGGAGGAAUUCCCAAACACAUGCUACUCAAAGACGGGUUUAUCAUCCUUCUAGGAUUGUUUAUUUUCGUCACUGGAACGUACGAGAGCGUGGUUUCCAUCGUCAGGGCUUUCCAGGUCUAGAUCUUAUAGUUAGAUAAUAGAUUAGUGGUAAUUAGUGGUCUAUUGUUGACUCAUUAUAAUACAACCUCUAUAUUUUUAGAUAUCGCGGGUCGAGUUUUGUAGUUUGACUAUUUCUUAAAUGAUAUUGAAUAUUUAUUUUCUAUUUAUUGUUUUAAACUAUUUUGUAUACCAUUUUAAAGUGUAAUGAAAUAUUAAUAAUACUGUCCAAGACAGAUUAAUUGUAGUAGAGUUGUUACUUAUAUUUUAUGAACAUUUACCACAUGGCUACUGUUGUUGGUUCAUGUCAUCUACCUGUAGCUAUCUCUAUCUGUUGUUCUA